Notechis scutatus (mainland tiger snake) is the source of this 653-nucleotide messenger RNA. The record is from RefSeq and is a predicted model, not a curated record. NCBI's taxonomy places the organism in Eukaryota, Metazoa, Chordata, Lepidosauria, Squamata, Elapidae.
AAAGCCGGGCAGAACAUGGGAAAUGUUUUGUGAGCAUCCUCUCGAGCCAUGGAGAAGACGGCUGCAUAAUGGAUUGCCAAGGACAAGCAUUAAAGCUAACGCGCAUUUAUAAGAUCUUAUCUUCUGAAAGGUGUCCGCAUUUGGCGGGAAAGCCUAAAAUCUUCUUCAUACAGGCGUGCCGUGGAAACAGAUUUGAUGAUGGCAUCUACCUAGAAACAGAUAGUGCACCUGAGGAAGACUGUUUCUCACAUUACCUAUCUAUUCCUGAAAAUACUGCUGUCAUGUUUUCUUGCAGCCCAGGCUAUGUUUCGUUCAGCAAUCAGUGGGAAUCUAUGUUUCUCAAAGCAUUACUGGAAGUGCUAGAAGGAGAGGAAAGAAAACUGAAAGUCACCAAACUCAUGACUUGGAUUAACUGGAAGGUUGCUUUCUUUUGUGAAGCAAAAGGAACUGGGUAUAAGGGCAACAAGGAGAUGCCCUGUUUUGUCACAAACAUGGUGGAGAAGGUUUACCCUUUCAAACAAGACAGAGAAUGCUCGGAUUACCCAGAUCACUCCAACCCUACAAAUACAAUUCAGUCGUCGGUUCAUGAUGCCGUUUGAUUUUUCACUUGCUGCAUUUUGAUCCAGACAAUUAUAAUUUAUUUAACCAGUCAG